Penicillium angulare is the source of this 1488-nucleotide messenger RNA. Its product is annotated as alpha-amylase. The record is from RefSeq and is a predicted model, not a curated record. Gene Ontology annotation, molecular function: calcium ion binding; alpha-amylase activity. The transcript is spliced from 9 exons. Gene Ontology annotation, biological process: carbohydrate catabolic process. NCBI's taxonomy places the organism in Eukaryota, Fungi, Ascomycota, Eurotiomycetes, Eurotiales, Aspergillaceae. The coding region runs from base 1 to 1488 and encodes 495 amino acids.
AUGAUGUUUUUCUGGCGCUACUCCUGGCUUGCAGGCUUGAUCGGUCCGGCUAUUGCUGCGACACCGGCCGAAUGGCGUACUCAGUCGAUUUACUUUAUGCUCACGGAUCGGUUUGCGAGAACUGAUAAUUCGACAACUGCUAGUUGUGAUUCGUCAAUGGGGCAAUACUGCGGGGGAUCAUGGCAAGGAAUUAUCAAUCAGUUGGAUUAUAUUCAAAACAUGGGCUUUACUGCCAUUUGGAUCACUCCCGUCACCGAACAACUGCCCCAGUCCACUUCUGAUGGAGAAGCAUACCACGGCUACUGGCAGCAGGACAUCUACUCGAUUAAUUCCAACUAUGGUACCGCGGAAGAUCUCAAGGCUUUAGCUUCUGCCCUUCAUGAUCGCAACAUGUACCUUAUGGUGGAUGUUGUGACCAACCAUAUGGGCUACGCAGGCGCUGGCAAUGAUGUAGACUAUAGUGUCUUCAACCCUUUCAACUCUGAGGACUACUUCCACGCCUACUGUGAAAUCACCGACUACAGCAAUGCAACUAUGGCAGAACAAUGCUGGGAAGGUGACACUACUGUGUCUUUGCCGGAUCUUAACACGGAGUCUGAGACUGUUCAAAACAUCUGGAAUGACUGGAUCACCGAUCUCGUCUCCAAUUACUCUAUUGAUGGUCUUCGAAUUGACUCGGUUUUCGAAGUUCAGAAGGACUUUUUCCCUGGAUUUGAAAAGGCAGCCGGCGUCUAUUGUGUUGGAGAAGUAGACAACGGUGAUCCGACUUUGGUCUGUCCUUACCAAGAUGUUUUGGAUGGUGUUCUUGAUUACCCCACGUACUGGCCCCUUCUCCGAGCUUUUGAGUCCACUAGCGGCAGUAUCAGUGAUCUCUACGACAUGAUCAACACUGUGAAAUCCGACUGCGCUGAUUCCACCCUCUUGGGAAGCUUUGUCGAAAAUCAUGACAACCCACGAUUUGCCUCUUACACCGAUGACAUGUCUCUCGCCAAGAAUGCCGCCGCUUUCACUAUCAUGUCUGAUGGUAUCCCUAUCAUCUACGCAGGUCAAGAGCAGCAUUACGAUGGCGGUGCUGUUCCAAACAACCGUGAAGCUGUCUGGCUAUCUAAGUUUGAUACCAGCAGCGAGUUGUAUACGCUCAUUUCUCAAGGAAAUGCCAUUCGUAACCAGGCGAUCUACAAGGAUGCCGAUUACAUCACUUACAAGAACUACCCCAUCUACCAAGAUGAUACCACCCUGGCAAUGCGUAAGGGCUACAAUGGCACUCAGACCAUUACUGUCUUGUCGAACCUUGGUAGUGGUGGAAGCGAGUAUACCCUCUCGCUGUCCGAUACAGGAUUUGAGGCCGGUUUGAGCGUGACUGAAAUUAUCACCUGUGCGAGUCUUACUGUUGAUGACAGUGGAGAUGUGCCUGUUCCUAUGAACAGCGGAGAGCCACGGAUUCUAUACCCUAGCUCUGCGCUUGGAACUACCCUUUGCUCUUCUUAG